AUGGGACAGGCAAUCAUUGCCGGCCUGCUGAACAAAGGUUUCCCCAAGAGCCAAAUCACCGUCUCGGAGCCAUGGGAAGUCAACCGCCAGAAGAUGGCUGAUCUGGGUGUGAAUGUCACCACGGACAAUUUGGAGGCGGCCGGCUCGGCCAACAUCGUGAUCUUGGCCGUCAAGCCUCAAGUUGUCAAGACGGUCUGCGAAGAGCUCGCUUCGUCCAGCUACUCCUCCGACAAGUCACUUCCUCUGCUUGUAUCUAUUGCUGCCGGAGUUACCGGUGCAAGCCUCAAGAAGUGGAGCACGACAAAGGAUGGAAAGUCGCUGCCGAUUGUGCGAGUGAUGCCCAACACACCAGCACUGUUGGGUGAGGGUGCCAGCGGUGUCUAUGCAGCAGAAGAGGUCACCGAGGAGCAGAAAUCGCAAGUCAACGCUCUGCUGAAGAGUGUGAGCCGUGCCACAGAAUGGGUCGACAGGGAGGAUCUCCUUGACGUGGUCACUGGACUUUCAGGCAGUGGCCCGGCCUACAUCUUUGCUUUUGCAGAGCACCUCAUUGCCAGUGCCACCAAACUGGGUCUCUCAGAGGAGCAGGCAACGCGAUUGGCAACCCAGACCUGCUUGGGCGCUGGUAGGAUGCUCGUUGAGGCGUCUGAGCAGCCGGCUCAGCUUAGGAAGAAUGUGACGAGCCCAAAUGGCACCACACAAGCGGCAUUGGAGAGCUUCGAGGCUUCUGGCUUUGCUGCUAUUGUCGACAAGGCUGUCAAGGCGGCUGUGUCUAGAAGCGAGGAACUUGGUCGCGCAUAG
Messenger RNA from Ramularia collo-cygni, 798 nucleotides. Its product is annotated as related to PRO3-delta 1-pyrroline-5-carboxylate reductase. NCBI's taxonomy places the organism in Eukaryota, Fungi, Ascomycota, Dothideomycetes, Mycosphaerellales, Mycosphaerellaceae. Gene Ontology annotation, biological process: L-proline biosynthetic process. The transcript has a single exon. Gene Ontology annotation, molecular function: pyrroline-5-carboxylate reductase activity. Bases 1 to 798 code for a protein of 265 amino acids. The record is from RefSeq and is a predicted model, not a curated record.